Messenger RNA from Sphaeramia orbicularis (orbiculate cardinalfish), 6860 nucleotides. It is a transcript of the gene myo1d, whose product is annotated as myosin 1D. Gene Ontology annotation, biological process: endocytosis; actin filament-based movement; actin filament organization. Bases 417 to 3431 code for a protein of 1004 amino acids. The transcript is spliced from 22 exons. Gene Ontology annotation, molecular function: actin filament binding; microfilament motor activity; ATP binding. The record is from RefSeq and is a predicted model, not a curated record. Gene Ontology annotation, cellular component: cytoplasm; actin cytoskeleton; plasma membrane. Lineage: Eukaryota; Metazoa; Chordata; Actinopteri; Kurtiformes; Apogonidae.
CCGGCAGACAGGAGACAAACUCCAGGAAAACGGAGCUGGAGCACGACGUAACGGGAUAAGGAGGGACACAAUUCGGUGUAAACUUUGUAUGGACAUGUGAAUAUCAUUGGAGAACUUCUGACAGCAAAGCCGGACGUUUAGGGAGGAAAUAUUUAUAGUUUAAAACAGCAUAUACCGCUAUUGUUUACACAGUAGAGUAUUUUUGUUUUGUUUUGUUUUUUUUUCCCCUUGCGGCGUUAAUGAAGCAUGAUUGAAAAUAGAGUUUGACAAUGCGAAUGGACUGUGUUUGUGUCUAUUGAGGAGGUGGUCGGUGGAGCCUACCAAUGCCAGCCCGUCCUCGACACUCCAAAGCUGCAGCCUAACAAGUUAUUAUUGCAUUAUUUUCCCUGGAGCUUCAUUAAGAAUAAACCACAAGCAUGGCAGAACACGAGAGCCUGGAGUAUGGAAAGGCUGACUUUGUGCUUUUGGACAACGUGUCUAUGGAAGAAUUCAUGGCAAACCUAAAACUCAGGUUUGAGAAAGGGAGGAUCUACUCGUACAUCGGUGAGGUGGUAGUGUCUGUCAACCCUUACCGUGCCAUGAACAUCUACGGCCGUGACACCAUAGAGCAGUACAAGGGCCGGGAGCUGUAUGAAAGGCCACCCCAUCUCUUUGCCAUCGCUGAUGCUGCUUACAAAGCCAUGAAGAGGAGGAGCAAAGACACAUGUAUUGUCAUCUCAGGGGAAAGUGGAGCAGGAAAGACAGAGGCCAGCAAGUACAUAAUGCAAUACAUCGCUGCUAUCACCAAUCCUAAUCAAAGGGCUGAAGUUGAAAGGGUAAAAAACAUGCUGCUUAAAUCCAACUGUGUCCUGGAGGCCUUUGGAAAUGCCAAGACCAACCGCAACGACAACUCGAGCCGCUUUGGCAAGUACAUGGACAUCAACUUCGACUUUAAGGGAGAUCCCAUAGGAGGCCACAUCAACAAUUACCUGCUGGAAAAGUCCAGAGUAAUUUUCCAACAGGAAGGGGAGAGGAGCUUCCACUCAUUCUAUCAGUUGCUCAGAGGCGCUCCUGACUCCUUGCUACGCUCACUCCACAUUCAGAAGGACCCAAAAGGUUACAACUACAUCAAAGUUGGAGGCCAGAUAAAGUCUUGCAUUAACGACAGUGCUGAUUUCAAAGCUGUGGCCGAUGCAAUGAAAGUGAUCGGUUUCACAGGGGACGAGAUUCAGACUGUUUACAAGAUCGUGGCCACCAUCCUACAUCUGGGUAACCUCACUUUUGGGGUGGAUGGUGAUGUGACAUUGAUAGAGAACUCCAAGCUGGUGUCUGUAAUCAAAGACCUGCUGUCCACCAAAGAGGAGAAUGUGCAGAAGGCUUUGCUGUAUCGCACUGUGGCCACCGGUCGAGACAUCAUUGAGAAGCAGCAUACAGAGCAAGAGGCCAGCUAUGGACGGGAUGCACUAGCCAAGGCCAUGUAUGAGCGUCUUUUCUGCUGGAUUGUGGGUCGUAUUAACGACAUCAUUGAGGUGAAAAACUACAAUGCUAACGUCCACGGGAAGAACACGGUCAUCGGGGUGCUGGACAUCUAUGGUUUUGAGAUUUUCCAGAACAACAGCUUUGAGCAGUUCUGUAUCAACUACUGUAAUGAAAAGUUGCAGCAGCUGUUCAUCCAGCUGGUGCUGAAGCAGGAACAGGAAGAGUAUCAGAGAGAAGGCAUCCCCUGGAAACAUAUUGAUUACUUCAAUAACCAGAUCAUUGUGGACUUAGUGGAGCAGCAGCAUAAGGGCAUCUUUUCAGUGCUGGAUGAAGCCUGUAUGAAUGUGGGCAAAGUCACCGAUGAAGUUUUUCUUCAAGGGCUUAAUGGAAAACUGGCCAAACAUGCCCACUACACCAGCCGCAAGCUCUCACCGACUGACAAGAGUCUGGAGUUUGACAGAGACUUCAGGAUCAAGCACUAUGCAGGAGAUGUGGUGUACUCAGUAGUCGGUUUCAUUGAUAAGAACAAAGACACGCUGUUCCAGGAUUUCAAGAGACUGCUGUAUAACAGUUCUAACCCGGUGUUAAAGGGAAUGUGGCCUGAAGGGAAACUGAGCAUCACUGAGGUCACCAAACGACCCCUGACGGCUGCAACGCUGUUCAAAAACUCAAUGAUCUCAUUGGUGGAGAACCUGGCUUGCAAGGAGCCCUACUAUGUUCGCUGCAUCAAACCCAAUGAUGUCAAGUCUCCACUGCUCUUUGAGCAGGAGCGAUGCCGUCAUCAGGUGGAGUACCUUGGACUGCUGGAAAAUGUCAGAGUGCGCCGUGCUGGCUUUGCAUACCGUCAAACAUACCCACGCUUCCUACAGAGAUACAAGAUGAUCUCAGAGUUUACAUGGCCAAACCAUGACUUGGCAUCAGACAAAGCUGCUGUGAAGAGUCUCCUGCAGGUCUGCGGCUUUGACCAUGAUGUGGCCUACGGCAAAACCAAGGUUUUCAUUCGAACCCCACGGACGCUGUUUUGCUUGGAGGAGCAACGAGCUGAAAUGGUCCAGAGAAUUGUCCUGUUUCUCCAAAAGGUGUGGAGGGGAACCAUUGCCAGAAUGCGAUACCGCCGCAUGCGAGCGGCCCUCAUCAUCCUGCGGGCCUAUCGACGCUACAAAGUCAAAUCCUACAUCCGUGAGGUCAACCGCCGCUUCAAGAACGUGAAGUCAAUGAAGGACUACGGCAGGCAUGUGAAGUGGCCCACACCUCCAAAAGUACUGCGCAAGUUUGAAGACGCACUCAGGAGCAUCUACAACAGGUGGUGGGCAUGGACGCUGAUCAAAAGCCUUUCUCCAGAAGAGGCGCUGCAGGUGAGGGCCAAGGUAGCCAGCUUGGAGGCGCUGAAGGGCCAGAGGGCUGACUUGGGGCUGCAGAGGGCCUGGGAAGGAAAUUACCUGAAGAGAGACAGACCGGAUACAGCCGCGUCAUUCACAUUAGUCUCCAGUGAGCUGCAACGAAAGGACAAAUUUAUGAGAGUUCUGUUCUCCUGCAAUGUUCGAAAGAUCAACCGUUUCCACAAGGCAGAAGACCGAGCUGUGCUCAUCACUGACCGCCACCUGUACAAGAUGGACCCCCUGAAGCAGUACAAGCCCAUGAAGAGCAUCCCCCUUUACAACGUGACAGGAGUGAGUGUGUCCCCUGGGAAGGACCAGCUGGUUGUGUUCCACACCAAGGACAGCAGGGACCUCGUGGUGUGCCUGCAGGGCAUGGUGCCUGCCAAUGAGAGCCGCAUAGGGGAACUUGUUGGCACCCUGCUUAGCCACUUCAAGAGUGAGAAAAGGAAGCUGCAGGUCAACAUUGCAAGUCCAAUCCAGUGCAGCAUGAACGGGAGGAAGUGCACAGUCAUCGUCGAACCCAAGAUUAACCAGUCGCAGCCCGACUUCACCAAGAGCCGCUCCGGUUACAUACUGGCUGUUCCUGGCAACUAAAAGAGGCCAAGGGAGACAGUGACAGCAGAUUUCAAAUGAGGCCAGGAUGAUGAUUCACCUCUGAUUCACUUCUGCUGCCAAUAAUAUGAGGAUGUCGAUAGCACCUCUGUAAGAGGAUUGGUUUAAUUGAAUCCUCAGAUCCAAGCCAUGCCAAAUUCAACCUGUUUUGUAGAUUUCUAUGCAAUGUUCAUAUAAAAAGAAAGAGUACAAUAUGACUAGGUGCAAAUUGCUUUCGUUACGCAAGUUUUGAUAUAUGCACUACAGGAUUAUCCACCAAAGUUGUUUUUUUUUUUUUUUUUUUGUAAGUCCAAAUUUCAUGACUAGCAGUUUAUUGUAAAUGAUUUAUUGUCUGAUUGGAAAAAAAAACUCAGUUAAGGUGAAAGAAGAUUAUGUUGCAACCUGUGAUGUUGCAUAAUGAGAAACAGUCCACGGGUUUUGCAGGAAUUAUAAUCCUUGCAUCAGUGGUGGAGGUAGAGCAGCGUGGUGUUUAUGUUUGAUAGUUCACCCAUCUUUGUUUUUCCUGCGUUAAAUUAGAGGACUAUACUUGUGAUUAGAGUCUAAUUGAUAAUACUGAUGAUUCUCUUAAUUGAGCGUGUACAGUGUCUACCUAGAUGGUAAAUGAUUGGAAGUGCAACUUAGAUGUUUACAAUCACAUAUGGGAACAGGAAGAGAAAUUGUCUUCUUCAUAGUGGUUCAUGAUGUGUCUGAGGCACAAAUUCCAGAUUCAUUGUUAGUUAUUCACAGGCUGCUGAGGAGGAUGUGUUGAGCAUAUCCUGAGCAUUGCAUCCUGAUACGUGCAAGUCUAUUAAUUUAAAUUUUUGCAUCUAUUCUUUACUGCUACUUUGAUAAUAAUCCAAUACUACUUAUAUAUUAAAGUUUAGAGUAUAUAUGAUGAGCAUAAGACUACAAAUAUGUUUGAGAAGCACUUAUACUGCAUAUGGUGUACAAAGGGAUAUAACUCAAACCAAAUGGAAGGCAAUAACAGACUAUAUCCAAAGCAUUAUAUUUUUUCAUUGACUGAACAUAAGGUUUGAAAUUUAAGACUUACUGCGACAGUGUUGCCGGCCAGUUUAGUGUAAUCCCAUGUGAACUUUCCUCCCCUUUAUAUUUUAUUUGGUUGUCUUUGUGUUGAUCGAAUAGACCUUAGUCAGUGGAAGAGUCUGGCACUUGACAAAUAGCCCUUCAUCAGACAAAGAGUGUGUGAGUACGGCUCUUCGAUUGAGUGUGCUCAUGCUUGUACUGUAUGCGUGUUUAUUAGCACAGCAGACUGAGAGCCUGGAAGGAAUGGGCGCAGGUUACGAGGUGCAAAGUCUGUAGCUUCCAGCUUUGUCUCCACAGUGUUAUCAGAUGGACUUACUACUUUGUCUCUGUCUCUUUAAAACCCUCCCAUUUGCUUUCCUCGGUGUGAAAAGCCAAAUCACACUGAUCGAAUUAUUGCACUUGAACACUCGGAGUUUGGUUUCUACUGUUCGCACAAGCUGUUACAUUUAAUGAAAUAUUUCACUUUGGGUUCAUUAUUUGGUGAGUGUUAGCACGUUAAAAUAUGUUGUUUUUUUCCAACCACUACAAAAUUAGUUUCAGCACAGAAGCUUAUGAGAUGGAGGUGGCAGGCUUUACACUGCAUGUUCAGUAUGAACAUCUAUCCAGAGAUUGAGCAAAUACAAGUGGAAGAAAAUUGUUUUCUUGGGAUGUGAAAUUGUGUUUGUUGCUGCUUAACAAUGUUCUGCAUAUGUCAUUCUUAUAUUAGAAUAUAAAACACCUAAUUUUGCCUGUUGCUAAGCUACUGUUUGUGGUAUAGAGUAUUCAUGGUAUGGCAGAAAAUGCCAUUCAUGCAGUAACGACAGGUCGCCUCUUAGCCACUUAUCUGUGUUUGCUCUGUAUGUGUGGAGACUAAAGUGAGAGACGACAGCCCAAGGUUAUGAAUCAGAGCUCCCUCGGUGCCUGGCCUAGUUGAGGAGGCAAAUGUGUUCUUCUACAUUAAACUGAGAGGAAGAACAACUUGUUAGUGGCCUUUGUAGCCACAGCGCCACAGUCUAAUUGUACUCCAAUGUUGUCUGAAUAAGUCGUUUAUCUUAAUUACUUCCUAAGUGCCCCUGUCUUUUGAAGGAACAAAUCUCCAUUCUACCUCGCAGCUAAAUGACCUUGUCCCUGUGUUUGAUAAGGAAGUAUGAAGCUGGAAAGAGUUGUUUAGGCGAGAAAAGUGUUGCAUUCAUAGUGUGGAUUAUAGAAGUGACAUUGGUAGCACUAAUAGAUGGUUUUCAAUGGAGCUUAGGCACAGGAAAAUGAGUGUGAGGAGUCGUGUGUGUGUGUGUGUGUGUGUGUGUGUUGUGUGUGUGUGUGUGGACAAGAGAGUGCAGCUCUCCAUAUCCUCCAGCAUGGUAAUCUCCCACAGGGCUUCUCCUCCUCUCUGCUCUGCUAUUCACCGCUCAUCAUUAGAAUGGACUCCAUGUCACUUCUCACUUCAGCGCUCCUCUCCUUGCUUUCUUAAGGAAAGAGGAGGGGUGGUGGUGGUGGUGGGGGGGUUUACCGCUAUGGGUGAACAAAGCCCUGCUUGGCCUCUUCUUCUUCUCUACUCCCUCCUCCUCCUCCUUUUCACUUCCCUUCGUCUAUCAAAUCAUUUGGCUCCUUGCCCAGUUGACUGUACCAUCCUGCAGGGCAGUGAAGGUUUUCUUCUUUUGUUUUUUUUUUUUUUCCCUCUCACUUGUCAUAUGCCCAGAAGGGAAUGUUAAACCUGGAAAUAAGAGAGAAACUACACCAGCAACAAAACAUGUCAAACAAUGAGUAUUUCAUGCACCAAAGCCAUUGCUGCACAACAGGGAGAAUAUAAUAACCUGAACUGUAAAUGCAAUGAAUUUUCCACUUGCUAAUGAGCUUGGAUUUGUCUCCAGUGUGCAAACCUAAUCAACAACGGUUAAUUUCCAUAAUAUUGAUUAUCUCUGCUAUGGGAUAGAGAAUGAGAAAUUACAAUACAGUAGGUGCAAAAAUAACAGGCUUUUCCUAAUUACACCAGUAGGAAAUGAUCAUAAAAGAAUGUGAAAGCUAGGUACCAUGUGCCAUUGUAUUGUUCUCCUUGUCUGUAGUGAGACCCUGUAACAAAUCCAUUUAUUUAUGUGGUUUUUGUGUUUUAUUUUUGCCCCUGACUUAAGUUUUUCCAUAGUAGCCAAAGAGUGACAAAUUCUCCUCACUGUUAUUGUAAACAAAAUGUGUGGGUAUAAAACACUCAUUCAGUAAGUGCCUAAUUUUAUAUUAAGUUUAUAUUUUGCAUAUUUGUGUAAUUUUCCAGUACUUCAUAUCAUAAAUACAAAGUCUAAUAGAAACUUCACCUGUUUUGUCCAAAUGUAUUCUGUAUAAAUGCAAGAGAUUCAUUCCAUGAUGUUCCACAAUUAAAGUUCAUUAAUCACUUUAUUAAUAAAUUUAUUUGCCGCAGCA